This is a messenger RNA of Conger conger (European conger), 2308 nucleotides long. RefSeq names its product cytochrome P450 7A1. Gene Ontology annotation, biological process: cholesterol homeostasis; bile acid biosynthetic process. The transcript is spliced from 6 exons. The coding region runs from base 33 to 1565 and encodes 510 amino acids. Gene Ontology annotation, molecular function: steroid hydroxylase activity; iron ion binding; oxidoreductase activity, acting on paired donors, with incorporation or reduction of molecular oxygen. Lineage: Eukaryota; Metazoa; Chordata; Actinopteri; Anguilliformes; Congridae. The record is from RefSeq and is a predicted model, not a curated record.
UCCCCCCCGGAUCAGAUGAGCUUAAUUUUGACAUGGCUGAGUUCACUAUCUGCGUUGUGGUUAUUUUGUUUUCCAUAAUAUUGACCUGGCUGUUCGGGGUCUCAAGGAAGAGGCAACCACGUGCAAAUGAACCUCCACUGGUGAAUGGCUGGAUUCCUUUCCUCGGAGUUGCACUUAGCUAUGGGAGAAAUCCGCUAGCCUUCCUUAGAUCGACUCAGAAGAAGCAUGGAGAUAUUUUCACUUGUAAAAUUGCUGGGAAGUACAUUACCUUCAUUACAGAUCCUUUCUCAUACAGUGCUGUAUUUCGCCAGGGAAGGAACCUUGAUUUUCAAAAGUUUGCCCUUGGAUUCGCAAGCAAGGUUUUUGGACAUGCAGAUUUCAGCGAUCCUGCGUACAGCGGCAGCUACGAUGGCAUUCAUUCCAUUUUUCGUCAGACGCUUCAAGGCCCGGCCUUGGAACAGUUAACCACCAGCAUGAUGGAUAAUACACAGAUCGUCAUGCAAAGAAAUACGCUGCCUGGGUGGAUGAAGGAGGGACUGCAAAAGUUCACCAAUCGAAUCAUGUUUGAGGCAGGAUAUAUGACAUUAUUUGGCAAGGAUGAGAGGGUCCUAGCAGAGGAAGACAGUGUGGAAAAAAGGCCCUUGAUGCAGAAAAUCAUUGAGGACUUCCUUGUGUUUGAUAAGGCCUUUCCUGAGAUGGCUGCUGGGGUGCCCAUUCACUUCUGCUUGAGAGCUUUUAGAGCCAGAGAGGCCUUGGCUGAAAUGCUUCAUCACAAACACUUAAGAAGGAACCACUGCCUGUCAGCGCUCAUUGAGAGAAGAAUUGAUGCUUUUGACCGGAUUAGCCACGUCAUAGAUGAACUGGGAAAGGCAAGAACGCAUUUGAGCAUGUUGUGGGCAUCUCAAGCCAAUACAUUACCUUCAGCCUUCUGGAGCCUCUAUUACAUGCUAAGGUCACCCGGAGCUUUGAACGCUGCUCAAAGAGAAGUAGACAGGGUGCUGAGGGAGUCAGAUCAUAAUCCAGUCAUCCCUGGGAGACCACUCAUCCUCUCUAAAGAACAGCUAGACAGCAUGUCUGUCUUGGGCAGCAUUAUUGAGGAAGCCUUACGUCUUUCCAGUGCAUCAAUAAUGAUUCGUGUAGUGAAUCAUGACUUCACCUUGGCCUUGGAUUCAGGAUUGACACGUGACAUUCGCAAAGGGGACUACAUUGCUAUGUACCCCCAGAUGAUACACAUGGACCCAGAAAUCUAUGAAAAUCCCACGGAAUUCCGAUUUGACAGGUAUUUGGAUGAAAAUGGACAAAAGAAGACAGAUUUCUACAAAAAUGGAAGAAGGCUGAAGCAGUUCCUGAUUCCAUUUGGGUCUGGGACCAGUGAGUGCCCUGGACGGUUUUUUGCCAUGUGUGAAAUAAAGCAGUUUUUGGCUCUGGUGGUUUGGCACUAUGAAAUGGAGUUGGAGGAUGUGGAAAACAGUCCCUUGACCACAGACAGUACCCGCGCAGGCUUGGGAAUCCUCCCACCAAAGCGCGACGUUGAGCUGCGAUACCGGAGCAGAGAGCAUGCCUGAACCAACGGAGGGGAGACCUCGCAGUAGCUAACUCGGCCUGGUGAACACCUAAUGGUGUCAUAGCACGACAUGUGUCUUUCCUGCACAUUUUGAUUGCUGUUGCACUUGAGCAUUCGGUAUUAUGUCUCAGUGGGUGUAUUUUUACAGCAUAUAGUUACAGCUUAGCUCGAGGUGGAGAGACUGGGCCAUGUCUGGGCUAGUACUGCAUGCUCUAUGUGUUUCUCUAACAUUUCUAAUGGACACCUUCAUGAGGCAACUACUGUUAAAAACCUGCAAUGGACUAGACUGUCAGUAUUUAACAAGGUAUGUAUUCAAUGUGCACAUAUGCCUACCCUUCCUACAGAAGAAAUAGCCUAUCCUGUCAUACCAAUACCAAUGUUUCAUUGUUAACUUGUAAUAACCGAACACUGCAACUGCAAACUAUAUUAAUGUUCAUGUUAAUCCUGCCUGAAUUUCAAAAUGUGCAUGAUUGGACAGUGAGCAAUAUGCCUGUGUAAAUGGCUAUAUGGUGAUAUCAUACCCCUAGGGUAAGUAUUAAAUAUUAUCAAAAAAGUUGAAUAACUGUGAUGAUCAGCAUUAACACUCUUAUGUUCCUGUGGCCAUGUGUGUGCACUUGACUAUUGUCAGCAGUAAUAACAAAGAUAUCGAAAAAAUAAUAAGGCACUAUAUUGUUUCAGGCUGGCACUUGAAUGUAUUUCAAUCGUAAAUAUAUCUUCCUGAAAUAAAGCUGUAUUAAAACGUGA